Messenger RNA from Durusdinium trenchii, 3105 nucleotides. Lineage: Eukaryota; Dinophyceae; Suessiales; Symbiodiniaceae. The record is from the annotation of a GenBank genome assembly.
AUGCCCGGAGCCCCCGGCCGCACCGGCCCCCGCGGCCGGGACGGAGCCGACAUGAGCCGGUGGCUCUUGCUGGGGAAGAUCGUGUCCUGCGCGGGCGAGGACUGCGAUCUGGCCCACACCAUUCCGGGUGCUGCGGCCGAUUGGAAUCAGGUUUAUGCGAGCAGCGUCGCUGGUCGCAUGAGCUCGCACUUGAUGGGCGCGGACUUUUCCUUCCCGAAAGGCUUGGAGCAUUUGAUCCAUGAGAAGGAGCAGGAUCGAUCCAAGUCCCGCACCGAACAAGCUGCGAAAGAAUGUCCGCUGGGUGUUUUGUACUUGAAGAUUGCAUACUUUUAUGGUCGGAACGGAGAUGCAUGUGAAUUGGAUGUCAUUGAUACCGAUGCCGCAGAGGAGAUUCAGAGACUCCUCAGCCUUUACCCCGCCUACGUGAUGGCGCUCUCCCGGUGGCCCAUCUUUCCAGUCUUGGCCUUCUACCGGCCUUUGCAUCAGAGCUUGGAGAACUUCACAGGAUCCAUGGCCUGCGACAACGUCAAGGGAGUCAUCGACUGGGACCAUUGUCGAGUCCAGGCUGCCCGGUGGAUUGAGCUGCAGUUUGGGGUGAACAAGACGGAGGAGGAAAAAGCAGAGCUCAUUGAAGUCCAACAAGACAUUGCAGAUCAAUUCUACGUCGUUCCGCGAAAGGCGCAUCGGCAACAGCAAGCCUACGAGGAAUGUCCGUUUGGCUUCUUCUACUUGGCCGCAACGCAACUGGUGGCGGCAGCUGGCAAGGGCACCAACCACAUGCCUCCUUUCAGUCGUAUCAUCGAUGAGGUCGUCUCCGAUUUGCCUUUUAUUCAGGUCAGCAGUUCUCCAUGGCCCGUGUGGCACGUGCUGGCCAUUUUUGCCGACAUGAACAAAGGCACCUGGUUUUGGGGCGGUGAUCGGAAAUACUUCCGGGGCUAUAGCGAUUGGAACCUACGACGGGAUGAGUUGAGCCCGUUGAUCUCGCCGCGUUUGGAGUUCCUCAGCUACGACUGGCAGAUCGAGGCCAUGCUGAAGGUGGAAGCUCUCAAGGCGAUGAGCCACAAGGACUACAUGCAGGCACUUCGGAGCUGGACCCGAAGCCGGGAAGAUUCCUGGGGGCCGUUGAGGCCCAUUGUGAUGGGGAUGAUCGAUGCCGCCUCCACCAUCGCCGCGCGGGCUCAGCAACAUCGGCUGGAGCGGCGCCUGGCUUACGUCGUUCUGCUCUACGGAGAUAGCUGGGCUGAUUUGCUGGGCCGUAUGACCAAGCGGAUGGCGCAGCUGAGUUUCCAAGAUCCUUUGUUGGUGAUUGCCAUCGAUGAAGCAGCGGAGGUUUGCCGAGCACUAGGGCGACAGAGCGAGGAUGUGAUUUGCUGGGUGCCAGAGACCGCCUCGCAAGUGCAUCGUUUCACUGGCAUUCAAGGCUUGAUUCAUUUGGGUAUUGAUGUGAUCUACCUGGACAUGGACACCUUCCUGCUGCGCGACCCCACGGCGCGCUUCCAGGCGGCUGCCGUUGGCUGGGAUGCGCUCUUCGCACGCCACGGGGAUGGUGACUGCGUCAACAUCGGGGUCUUCUACCUGAAGGCCAAUGGCCGGACGGCUGUUUGGAUGUCGCAAUUUCUGGCCUGGUAUCAUGACCACCCCUUCGAGAUCGAUCAGCGUGGCCUGCACAUCUUCUUGGGAUUGCCCUCCAUGCAGCUGGAGGUGGCGCACAUUCCGAAGGACCUCGUGCGGAUCCGCGGAUCCGUCUUGGAGGACUGGAACGAGGUGGUCAUUGGCGACAUAGGCUGGGUAGGAAGCUUCCCCAUGAUGCAGAUCUUCCACUGGUGCCAUCGGCCACUGGAGUUAAAAGUCCAUGAGAUGAAUUUGGCGUAUGACGCUGCUGAUGUUUUGGAAGACCAUGAGCUCCCACUCUCCUUGGCACUCUCCGUUGGCUCGGGCGCGGUGCCGGACUCUCCAUGGGCCAGGGUGGUGGCAGUGAAGUUUGUGUUCGAAAGUUACCAGCUGAAGGAAGCCGGUGCUGACCACGCAGCGACGACGAUCGACGUGCCCACCCAGAGCCGAAGUCACGAGGUGCCAUCUCCACCACCUGGCGGGCUCGCCUUCAUCCCACCCAUGCUGGGAAGCAGCCGUCGUGCACACAGUCCCAGGGCUUUGCACUACCAGGUACCCAUCGACCCCGAGAUUUUACGGAACCCCAUGGGCUUCAGCUGGACGCCGGUUGCAAUGUCACCACGUGCUGCCGCGUGGGCCCACGGAUGCCUCAUGUCGCUCUCCUUCCCCGACGCGCGUGGUGCAUCCCACCGGCUUCGCUGCUCGGCGAAGUCCUGGCUUUGGCUUCGCUCCGUUUGGGGGCGAUGGUGGGGAGGCUUGGCUCCCGGACCCGCCUCGGGCUGCGAGAGCAUAUUCGCCCUCGCCCAUCAGCUUCGCGAGGGCGCCGAGCAUGGCCACUCGGACAAGGGGCGCUCCGCCGAAGGCGGCCAUAGGUGCUCCUGUGGCCAGGACUUUGGCCUGAUGUUUGCCCAUACUGAGAUGCGCAUCACUGCGGAAGGGCAUGCGACGGAGCUGAAAUCCAAGGAGGCGGCGAAGCCGCCCUAUCUUGGCAGCAGCUUUGGUGGCUAUGGCGCCUACAAUGGCGGCAUGGGUGGUAGCCUGGGUGGCAUGGGGGGCCAGGUUCCUGUGAGCCAGGUCCCUGUCAGCAAUUCCUAUGGCCAAAGCUCCUAUGGCCAAAGCUCCUAUGGCCAAGGCUCCUAUGGCCAAAGCCCCUAUGGCCAAAGCCCCUAUGGCCAAAGCCCCUAUGGCCAGGCCAACGGCUAUGGCCAACCCUUAGCACACUCCGGAACCGCGGGGGGGGUUCACACAGCCUACCAACCGACUGAAACAGAACUGCACAUGCCUUUGAAUGCCAACGUGGAGCUGGAGUCUGACGAUGGCAUCUUCAUGAGUUCGAAGCCUUCCUCCCCACGACCCGAGAACUACGACUACGACGACAACACCGUUCUGGGAAUGGCAAACUAUGUCUACAAGGGCAGCGCCAGAGAAACGAGAGGUUGCACGAUGGCUCUUCUUGUCUUCUCGACUGCUCUCAUCUUCGUGGGCUUCGAAUGA